AUGGCCACGAUUCCUGCAGCCGUUGACGGGGACCUCCUCCUGACUGAAUCCAACGCCAUCUUGCAAUACGCGGCUGACCUCUCCAAAUCGGACACAUACUAUCCCAAGGAUCCGAAGAAGCGUGGCAGGAUCAACUGCUGGCUGCUGUGGGAGGCUUCGCAGUGGUUCGCGAGCUGCUACGUCUACCUCGUCGAGAACGUCGUCAAGCCCAACAUCCUCAAGACCGACCCGGACCAGGCGGCGCUGGACAAUGAAAAUGAGAGGUUCCACAACCUGUGCGGCGUACUAGAUGCCGCCUUGUCAAGACACAGGUUCGUGGCCGGCGAGGAGCUGUCCAUUGCGGACAUAUCGGUUGCCGCGCCAAUGCACCUCUGGAGGGAGUCGAAGCUCGAACUGGACAAGUACCCAAACAUUCUUCGCUGGAUCAAGGAAGUCGAGGCUCUGCCGUCGUGGAAGAAGACACAAAAGGCCGUCACGGACGCCCUGUGUCCUGACUCUGCAAAUGGAGCCGCCGGGCACUCCCCUACAGCAACAAAUAAUGUCCGGGCAUCCAUCAACUACACGAAAGACGUCAGCCCCCAACUCACAGAAAUCUACUUUUACGAAUCCCCCGCUGCAUCUCAAAUCCACGAGCCCGGCGAUGACCCCCACGAGAUGACCUUUCACGACGGCUGGCAGCGUGAUGCCGAGACCUUCUCCGUCGACAGGGAAGGGUUCGCGCUCCGCGACUUCCACACCGACUUUGACGCGUGGGACGACAACGACGCGGUGCGCAGGCACUUCUACCCAGAGGUCGUCUCGUUCCUGCGCAAGGCUGUCGGGGCGUCCGAGGUCGUCGUGUUCGACCACACCAUCCGCACAAAGGCGAACCAGGCCAAGCCGCUGACCGACACGGCCAACACGAGCCAGCGCGCCCCCGUGAUGCUCGUGCACUGCGACUACACGGCCGAGUCGGCGCCUCUGCGCCUGCGACAGCUGCUUCCCGACGCCGCAGACGCACAGCAGCACCGCGGCCGCAGGGUGGCCUUCUUCAACGUGUGGAAGCCGGUCCGCAACCGCGUCGAGGAGCGUCCCCUGGCCAUGUGCGACGUGACCUCGUCGCCGGCCGCCGACUUCUUCAAGCUGCACCUGCGCUAUGCGGACCGCGACGGGGAGAACUACGUCAUGCGGCAUAGCGAGCAGCACAAGUGGUGGUACUUCCCUGGGAUGACGCCUGGGCAGGCCAUCUUGCUCAAGACGUACGAUAGCGAGACGGACGGUCGCGCGAGGUUUGUGGGACACACGGCGUUUGAGGACCCGAACUCGCCAGCGGAUGCCAAGACGAGGGAGAGCGUGGAGAUUAGGACUAUUGCAUUUUUCUGA
Microdochium trichocladiopsis is the source of this 1362-nucleotide messenger RNA. RefSeq lists its product as uncharacterized. The coding region runs from base 1 to 1362 and encodes 453 amino acids. Gene Ontology annotation, molecular function: oxidoreductase activity. Lineage: Eukaryota; Fungi; Ascomycota; Sordariomycetes; Xylariales; Microdochiaceae. The transcript is spliced from 2 exons. The record is from RefSeq and is a predicted model, not a curated record.